Molecule: messenger RNA, 2013 nt
Organism: Rasamsonia emersonii CBS 393.64
Lineage: Eukaryota; Fungi; Ascomycota; Eurotiomycetes; Eurotiales; Trichocomaceae
Exons: 4
Coding region: 1-2013 (670 amino acids)
Source: RefSeq, a predicted model, not a curated record
AUGGCCCCGAAACUCCCCAACUUGUCUGCACUGCCAGGCAGAACGCGUGCAGAGACACAGCCCAACCAACAACAGAGCCAGGACCAGAUCGAGGGCAUUCCUCAACCGUUCGAAUCGGAUUUUUUCACCAACACUCUCCUUGACGAGAGCAAAUCGCAUGAAGCGGGCAAAGAGGCCUCUUCUUACCAAGCCCAGCCGGCGAGGAACUUCUCCUCAUCGGCACGCUAUGGCCUCCUCUCUGGGUUCGAUCCAAGCUAUUAUCGCGAUUGGCUUUUCGAGAUUCUCUCCUGCGUGGCUAGCUUCGUUGUCCUGAUUGCCAUUAUCGUCCUUCUCGAACGAUACGACCAACAGCCCGUUCCGGCAUGGCGUCAAGGCAUCACGCUGAACACUCUUCUGGCCCUUUUGGCCACUCUGUGCAAGGCAGCUUUUGCCUAUCCGGUCCUCCAGGGCAUCUCCCAGUUGAAGUGGAAUUGGUUUACGAAGCGGCGACCGUUGAUCCAUUUCGAGGCUUUUGACGAGGCCAGCAGAGGUGCUGUUGGAAGUAUUAGGUUGCUGGUGGCAACCAGGGGACAGAUCUCUUCUGUUGUUGUUGCUGCUAUCUUGAUAAGUGCUAUCAUAACAUCGACCAUCACCCAGGCUGCUGUCACCACCUCAACCCGUUAUGCCCCCGGAGAUGGUACAGCUACGGUACGACCAAAUGCUGACCCUUCUCUUUUUAAAAUACAAGCCUCCGAAGGUGGGAUUUGGAACAAAACGGUCCCAGAGUUUAUGGAGUCGAUAUGGACUCCCCUGAACGAGACAUACCCACGUCUUGCACCGACCUGCACUACUGGGAACUGCCAAUUCCCGCCAUUUUCCUCCCUUGCAGUUUGUGUCGCGAUGAACGAUGUCACCGACCAGCUCAAUUUAACCAGUCUAGGGCUUUAUCCGAACAGCAGCUUUCAAAUGACCAAAGCAACCCUCCCAAAUGGCCUUUUCCUGGAAAUGGGAUACAGCGAAUGGGGGACAUUGAACAUAUCAGUACCAACCAAUUAUGAAUCGUUUACUGAUGCGCCAAAUGCGACCCUGUCUUUUGGGAACCGGCCCGACCUGUUACGUGCAGGACUCGUCGACGUGGCCGUCAUCUACGGCAACGAAAGCUGGAUAACAGACAUGCACAUGUACCGAGCCGUCGAGGUUCUCUUCCACCUCUGCGUUGAAUCAUACGAGGUGCAAACCGUGAAUGGGACGGCGUCUACGACUCGAACAGCGGUUUUAACAGACGUAGUCACCGAUAUGCAACCACCCGAUCCGCUUCUCACUAACAGCAGUAAUUCUGAUGACGGCGUUAUCGUUUUGGCGGGCCCGAAGCAGGACCGCCAAAAUUACACAGCCGGCUUGAACCUUCUACUUGGCAUAUCAAUGCCGCUGGUUGAUCUCCUCCCGGGCACCUAUCGCGGAGCUGAGAUAUUAUCAGUGGCCACGCCUUUCAGUCUCGCUCUUGGAUGGGCUGUCUACCAUGAAGGACCAUUCACGUCCGGAAACUCGACUUCUUAUGGCGGAGACGAAGAGAUGCGUCAAACAAUCUUGAAUAUAAUGCAGAAUAUUGCUAUAGGUGUAACAAAUGUACUCCGUUCCUGGGGCGGCUCUCCUCAAACAGGCACUCCCUAUCAACUCGAAACCUACGUCAUCAUUCGAUGGGGGUAUCUAGCCUUCCUCGCCGCCCAGGUCGUCCUAUCGGCACUGUUCCUUCUCUGGGUCAUGAUCCAGUCCCGGAGACUCAAGACGGAGGUGAUGAAGAACUCUGUGCUCGCGACCCUUUUCGCCAUCAGUUCGGAGGACAAGGCCCUUCUGGAGGCGGAGGGGGAGGGGGAGCCAAGUAUCAUUCAUCAAGAUGGAAACAGCAAUAACGACAUGAGUACAAUGGCCAAACGAUCAACUGUGAAACUGAUCAAGGGCGAAAGAGGAUGGAGGCUGGGAUUGGUUGGGCGUGAUGAUGAUGACGGUGACGGUGAUGACAAUCGGGUGGUAUAA